AUGUAUUCCAUUUUCAUAUAUUACAAAAGAUACAUUGUUCUUAGGCAGGCAUAUCUGCGGAAUCCAGCAAUAAUGACAUCAAUAAUAACCUUGAAAAAGCUGUCGAACAAUCUUGGAAGUGCAGAGAAGUCUACAGAGUAUAUAAAUCUUCCAAAUAGAACACUAAUCCUCUCAAGGCUCCCAAGCUAUGUAAGCAACGAUGCAGACCUUUCUGAGUUUAUCAAUUCCCUUGGAGUUGGAGAGAUUGAUGAUUGUGUGCUUGUGUACGAUACCAAUACCCUGCAAAGUCUUUAUAGUGAGAAGGAUAGCUACAUUUACAAUAUCGAGAAGGAAAUUAACGAGAAGUUCGCAAGGAUGAACGAGUGGUCUGAAAAGAACCAAGAGGAGUGCAAGAAAAGCAUAAGCGGGUUCAAGGAGGAUAUUCUGAAAACAGUUGAGGAAGCCGAAAUAGAAGGGGUCUUUGACAAUUCACAAAAAAGACAGCUUAUUGUUCUAUUCCUUAAUGGAGCCAAUCAGUUUGAAAAUAAACUGAAGGAGGACGUCCCAAAGGUAAGCUUCUAUCUAGAAAAACUAAACAAUGUGAAUGGGAGGAUCAGCAAGGAAAAAGAGGUCAUAAGAAACGAAGAGGCAAGGAACAAGGACAUUAGGAUUGUGGAGCUUGUCUCACACAACAACACACUUUUCCUGAGGGGAGACAUAUCCCAAGACGCUAGUUUCUUUUCGUUCCACCACAUACUCAACUAUGGUAAGUACAAAAUGUACUUUACUUUAGAUCUUCCUUCAAAAACUAAAAGAGGGUUUGUCACCUUCAAGGAUCAAAGAAGUGCAAACAUAGUGAAGCAAUCACAAAUAGGAUCGAGGAUAUUCUCUGUCACAGCAGAGGAUGCACCUGCACCAAACGAUGUCAUCUGGGAAAACAUAACAAACAGUGAGGUGGACAAUUACAUGUAUAGUGUUUUUGGAGCCGUGUUUUUCAUAGUCUUUAUUGUCCUAUUCUCAUCCAUAGUUGCCAAUAUUGUCACCCUCCUAGUAAGUUCGGAGAUGUUUAGGGAAAGUAAGCUCAUAUCUUCAUUCUUAGACAAGCAUGAAACAAUCACCGACUCGCUCCGAGGAAUUCUUUUUCCACUUAUAUAUAACUCCAUGAUGUUGUUUGUUCCAACAAUCAUAACUGCACUUGUGAACAUGGAAGGCAUCUACUCAUAUUCGAAUUUCCAGCAGAAACUGAUGGAAAAGCUCUGCAAUUUCCUUUUCUUCAAUGGGUUUGUUUCCGUGUUCUUUGCAACAAGCUUCUACAGACUUUUCUCAGAUGUUCUGUUCAGGAACGAAAGGAUAUACAAUGUCAUCAGAGCGUUUAGCAACGAGUCUCUGGAAUCAUCAGUAUUCUUUGCAAACACCAUCAUCCAAAGAUCCUUGGUGGGAACAGCACUAACACUACUGAAGCCUGCGCCGUUGCUGAUAAACUAUAUCAUCUUUCCAUUCACAGGGAGAAAGACAAGGAGGGAGAGGCUUGACGCCGAGUUUUCUCCCCCAUUCGACUUUGGAACUAUAUUUCCAUCCUGCCUGACGGUUUUCUCGAUGUCCAUAGUCUACACCGUCAUCUGCCCACCCAUCCUCCUUCUUGGGGCGUUCUUCUACUUCUGCAAUUACCUAGCAUUCAAAUCUGAGUUUCUAUAUUCUUCCAGAAAUGAGUACGAGUCUGGAGGGGGGUAUUGGGACUCUGCAUGCCAGAAUAUAAUGUUUUCACUUAUAUUCUUCCAGGUAGCAACCUUCGCAAAGAUGUCUUCAGAUAAGAGGUUUUAUUUGUCCAUGCUUUUAUUCCCGAUUAUUCUCAUCACAUUUAUAUUCCGCAGUAGUCUUAGAAAGAUGUUCUACAAGUCCUGUCACUUUUAUCCACUUAACAUCAAGGAGGAGGAGUAUUUAGACACAUUCACGGAGAAAGCUCUUCUGGAAAGAGUCAGCCUUUUGGAAAGCUGGUCUGAAAUGGGGUCUGGGCCUGACAUCGAUAUUCUCCCAUUGACGGAAUUGGGAAUCAAGGAUGCAAAGGAGAUAGAGAAGGUGUCGUAUUAUAAUGACCCAAACACAGCCAAGUCAAACACAUCUCUUAUUCUUCCUGAAAACUUCUUUAAAACUGUUUGGUUCCUGUUAAACAACGAUAGAGACAAUCUGUUUGGGCUUAGAACAGAAUAA
Molecule: messenger RNA, 2187 nt
Organism: Encephalitozoon romaleae SJ-2008
Lineage: Eukaryota; Fungi; Microsporidia; Unikaryonidae
Product: putative integral membrane protein
Exons: 1
Coding region: 1-2187 (728 amino acids)
Cellular component (GO): plasma membrane
Molecular function (GO): calcium-activated cation channel activity
Source: RefSeq, a predicted model, not a curated record